This is a messenger RNA of Wyeomyia smithii (pitcher-plant mosquito), 4072 nucleotides long. It is a transcript of the gene RpI135, whose product is annotated as DNA-directed RNA polymerase I subunit RPA2. Gene Ontology annotation, molecular function: DNA binding; DNA-directed RNA polymerase activity; ribonucleoside binding. The record is from RefSeq and is a predicted model, not a curated record. The coding region runs from base 647 to 4039 and encodes 1130 amino acids. The transcript has 5 exons. Lineage: Eukaryota; Metazoa; Arthropoda; Insecta; Diptera; Culicidae. Gene Ontology annotation, cellular component: nucleus; RNA polymerase I complex. Gene Ontology annotation, biological process: DNA-templated transcription.
AAAAUUUACAUGCUAGAAAAUAAUUUCAACCAAAUCGGUUCAGUAGAUGCUGAGAAAAACUUACCACCAGUUGAAAAAAACAAAACAAGAAAAACGCUGUCAAUAUCGUAAUACUCAUUAUAUUUCAAUCCACGACAUGCAAAAUAUAUCUUCAAAUUCACCUUAAUUAAAAACCCAAAUACCUAAACACUUAACCUUACCCUAAACAUCCGAAAAACAAAUCACGAAAAAUUAUUAUUUUUCAACUUAUAGUCCUCCUUUAAGUUGACCAACACAAGCUAUAGCUAUAAAGUAUUGAUCUAAUUAUACGUUACCGACGAUCUGCUUAGUACUGUAAAUAUCUACAUGACCUAUAUUGUCCGGAAACUGAAAUUGAAUUAAUGUACAAAAUUGCGUUCAAUUGUUUACAACUACUGACGCGUCCGCCAGUCUGUGGCGUACGCCACGCAACCGUUACCGCUAAAGUUGCAACCUCUCUAUUGAUAAUCUUGACUGUGUACAUUCCAUUCAAAAACACACACCAAUACCAACGUCAUUUACUGUCAUUUUUGAUCUGGCACGUGAAACGAAGAAUAGUGUGUUUAGGAACGGUAAUUCAAAAAUAUUUUCAAAGUUCAACGUUAUUUUGAACAAUUUUAAAUUCAGUAUGAAACAUCUGCCAGUGUUAACAACCUCAACAUCGCAGUUUAGAGAAAUCCCAAAAACUCAAAACAAGAUUUUAGCGAGUCUUGGGGCCCCACAUGUUGAAUCGUUCAACUACAUGUUAGAGGAAGGCAUCGAUGAUGUGAUACGUAAUUUAGAACCAGUAGAGUUUGAGCUAGCCAACAAAAGCCGAAUUCGGCUGCGGAUCUCUAGUUGCUCAAUUGCGAAACCAACCGUUCCGAUCAGUCAAAUAAAUGUUAGCGAAAAACGAAUAUUUCCCUCGGAGUGCCGUCAACGAAGCGAAAACUACUGUGGGAUGUGUACAAUUGUGUUGGAUUGGGAGGUAGAUGGACAAACGAAACCACCGAUUACGCGGGAUGUUGGCCCGCUGCCAAUAAUGUUGCGAUCGAAUGCCUGCAACUUGUCCGGCAUGCGCCCGCGUGAACUGGUCGAACGUGGAGAGCAUGAAGAUGAAUGGGGUGGUCAUUUCAUCGUACAUGGUCUGGAAAAGCUGAUUAGAAUGUUGAUUAUGACUAGGAGAAAUUUUCCAAUCGCACUUAACCGGAAUUCCUGGAAAGAGCGCGGAAAGGAUUUCAGCAGCACCGGUGUGAUAAUACGAUGCGUACGGACAGAUCAAACUUCCACGCAAAAUGUGCUUCACUAUUUAACGAACGGAACGGCAAAGUUGAUGUUCUCAAUUCGAAAAUCGUUAACCUUUGUUCCGAUUGUCAUGCUACUGAAGGCUUUCUGCAGUUACACGGAUAAUGCAAUCUUUGAAAAGCUCACGGCAGGAUAUGAAGAUGAUCAAUAUUACAAACAUUGCAUCCAAAAUAUGCUACGCGAACUACACGAGGAGGGCAUCCACAAUCAAAAGGAGUGUAAAAAUUAUUUAGGAAAUGUGUUUCGCCACAAACUUUAUUUUCUACCACCGUGGUAUAGUAACGAAGAAAUCGCAAAUUACAUGCUGAAAACAUGUGUGUUAAUCCACUUAGAUAGCAAUACCGACAAAUUCAACCUGCUAGUGUUUAUGAUGCAAAAAUUAUUUACUGCUGCCCAAGGGCGUUGCAAAACUGAAGGUGCUGAUAGUACUAUGAUGCAGGAGUUGCUUCUAGGGGGACAUCUCUAUCAGAAGUUACUGCGGGAGCAUUUGGUUUCAUUUCUAAACGGAAUGAAAUUUAAUAUAAUGAAACUUUGCAAUGAUACCGAUGAUCACAUUACGCAGAAUGAUGUAGUGAUGGCGUGUAAAAACACAGCUAAUUUCGAUCGUUCCUUUGGGAAUUUUCUAGCAACAGGAAAUUUACCAAAAUCAAAAGAAAUGGGUCUGAUGCAGGACUCUGGUUUGGUAAUUGUUGCCGAAAACAUCAAUCGCAUGAGGUACAUGUCACACUUUCGCGCAGUUCACCGCGGAUCAUUUUUCGUCACGAUGAGAACAACGGAAGCGAGGCAGUUGCUACCAGACGCUUGGGGUUUCAUUUGUCCUGUUCACACGCCUGAUGGAACUCCUUGCGGUUUAUUAAAUCAUUUGACCUCUGAUUGUCUUGUUUCUGGAAGUCCCAAUCCAGAGAAAGUGCGUAAUAUCGAAAAGCAUCUUACCCAACUCGGCAUGCUCCCAGUGAAUAGUUUUGCGUAUUACUCAGUAGGACCAAUUAAACGUAGCUAUCCAGUCAUGUUGGAGGGCAGAAUUAUAGGAAACAUUCAGCACAACAUCGCAUCUCAGGUGGUGCAAAAACUGCGUUUAAUGAAAAUCCAAGGCACGGAUAUCCCUGAUUCUACAGAAAUUGUACUAAUACCUCACAAAGAAGGUGGCCAGUAUCCUGGGUUGUACAUUUUUGUCGGAGCAGCUCGAAUGGUACGACCGGUCAUGAAUCUUAUUGCCAAAAAAGUCGAACUGGUAGGAACUUUUGAGCAAGUUUACAUGGACAUUUGUAUUACGCUGGAUGAAGCCUAUUCAGGAGUGACCACCCACAUGGAACUGUCGAAGACAUCUUUUCUCAGUAACCUAGCGCAACUUAUUCCUAUGCCUGAUUGCAAUCAGUCUCCUCGAAACAUGUACCAGUGCCAGAUGGGAAAACAAACUAUGGGAACUCCUUGUCACAACUGGCAACUACAAUGUAUUGCUAAAUUUUAUCGGUUGCAAACUCCGGCAACACCUUUGUUUCGACCUGUGCAUCACGAUAAUAUUGAUUUGGAUAACUAUGCGAUGGGAACAAAUGCUGUCGUAGCCGUCAUUUCAUAUACAGGAUACGAUAUGGAGGAUGCUAUGAUUAUAAAUAAGUCGGCAUUUGAACGUGGUUUUGCACAUGGAACGGUAUACAAAAAUGAAUUGAUCGAACUGAAAGGGGACAGUUAUUUUGCACGUGACCCCCACAAUGAACAUCUGAAAGCUUUACUGGAUAACGACGGGUUACCAUAUCGAAGUGCACUGUUGAGAUACAAAAAUCCACUUUAUUGUUAUUUCGACACCAACGAUCAUACAUAUCAUGUAGUGAAAUUCGAAGGCCACGAAGAAGCUAUUGUGGAUAAUAUCAAACUUUGUGGAUCGAUUUCCGGUAGCGCACCAAAACGAGCUGUCAUUACGUAUCGAAUCGUGCGGAAUCCAAACGUAGGAGAUAAGUUUGCUUCUAGAGCUGGACAAAAGGGUAUCUGUUCGCAAAAAUGGCCGGCGAUAGAUUUACCUUUUACCGAGUCCGGGAUGAUUCCGGAUAUCAUUUUUAACCCGCACGGUUUUCCAUCGCGAAUGACAAUUGCAAUGAUGAUUGAAACUAUGGCGGGUAAAACGGCUGCUUCGCAUGGUCUUGUGCAUGAUGCAACACCAUUUCGGUUCACCGAAAGCAAUACGGCGAUUGACUACUUUGGUCGUUUGCUAGAAGCCAGCGGCUACAACUAUUUCGGAACCGAGCGGAUGUACAGUGGCGUUGAUGGACGUGAAAUGAAGGCUGACAUCUUUUUUGGAAUUGUACAUUACCAGCGUCUACGUCAUAUGGUUUCCGACAAAUGGCAGGUCCGAUCGACCGGUCCGUUGGAUCAGCUAACGCAUCAACCAAAUAAGGGUCGUUCGCGAGGCGGUGGUGUUCGUUUCGGUGAAAUGGAACGAGAUGCUCUCAUUGCUCAUGGUGCAUCCUUCCUACUGCAGGAUCGUCUAUUUCACGGUUCAGAUAAAAUUACCACCUUGAUUUGCCGGGGUUGUGGAACUUUACUCGGUCCAAUUAGCAGCAUUACAAAAAGAGUGUCAUCAAACACGACGGAAACACAACGAAUGCCAGCGACCUGUCGGCUGUGUCAAAACGAUAAGGACAUUGGAUACGUAGAAAUUCCGUACAUAUUUAGGUUUCUAGUUUCACAGCUGACUGCUAUGAAUAUUAAUGUAAAGCUGGAACUAGCGACACCACAUGUUUGAGAUAUGAAAGAAGAUAAUAAAUAUCUUUUGCGU